Molecule: messenger RNA, 2532 nt
Organism: Amborella trichopoda
Lineage: Eukaryota; Viridiplantae; Streptophyta; Magnoliopsida; Amborellales; Amborellaceae
Product: calcium ion-binding protein
Cellular component (GO): Golgi apparatus
Source: RefSeq, a predicted model, not a curated record
UAACCCUGACGAAUGGGCUUUAAUAAACCCUAGAUCCAAGAAAAAACCCUUGUUUUUUACACUUUAAUUGAUGGGUGCAUUAAUUGGGUCUAUAGAUCCAAAGCUCAAUAAACGUUGCUCACUCUCCUCAGCUCUCCGCUCCCAGCUGACCUAGUUUUCUGCAACUCAAAACCCUAAUCUUACACUUCUUCUUCUCAUUAGGAAAACCGUAAUUCCUUACGAUUUCAGUUGCAUCUUCACCCAUCAAUCCUAAUUCGUUUGCAUUUUUCUUCUUCAUCUCAGAGCCGUCUUUCUUUGCGGCCAAUUCUUGUUUCACAGUCGGUAAUAGCGUUUCCACUUUCAAAACCCUAAUACUCUGGUGGGAUUAACGAGUUGGAGCCAUUUCUUCGCCAUUGGAACCCUGGAUCUCUGAAUUCAUGUCUUUUCUGUUGAUCCCCUGAUUCUCUGCAACAUUUAUUUGCAUCCGAACCCUAGUUUUUGAGAUAGUCCAAUCCUCUGCAUUCACAAUGCUGGGGCAGGCAACAAUGGGCAGAUCUUCUGGUUUCAACCCUGAUGCUUUAGGUCACAAUGCCAUGACCAUUAUCACCAACCUUUGCUUCACUGUAUUUGUGGUCUCUGUGUUGAUCUUCACCAUUAUAGCUGCAACUUAUCAACCUGAGGAUCCCCUUUUCCACCCAUCAACAAAGAUCACAACAUUUCUCACCUCGAAAUCAAAUGCCACAUUUCGAUCCGAUGAUUCGGUUUUAAGAACUGGAGAGGACUUCGUCUCAGCAAACCAGUCUACUUUCUUAACCUUCAUCAACAUAACUGAUAUAUUUCCAGCUUCAAAUGUUACUACUGUUGUCUCAGAACCUAUUGAAGAAUGCUCAAACUCCAUUAGAGAUCCAAUUGAUUGCACAGACCCUGAAAUCUUCCAUCUCAUGAUGAGAUUAGCCAUCGAAACCUUUAAUGACAUUCAUUUUUACAGGUUUGGGAAACCAGUGAGGGGUCCGAAUCUCACCACCUGUGAUAUGGCAUGGAGGUUUCGCCCUAAGGAAGGUAAGGCCGCUGCUUUUUACAAGGACUAUCGUAGUUUUGUUGUUUCUAGAUCAGAGAAUUGCACAUUUCGGGUGGCUUCGAUUGGGGAUUACCAUUCUGGUGUCUAUGCGAGGAAGAAGCAGAAGGGGAAACCCGGUGGCUUUGGGCCCAAAGCUAAGGCGGUUCAAGCUGAAUCACCUAUUUUGCUCCCUGUUUUGGGAGAAGCAGUGAAUGAUUCGGUCCCAGUAAUCGAAUCAGAGAGUGGGUUUAGCAGUGGAAAGUAUCUAUUGUACAAUGGUGGUGGCGAUAGAUGUAAAAGCAUGAAUCACUUCUUGUGGAGUUUCUUGUGUUCAUUGGGUGAAGCCCAGUAUUUGAAUCGAACACUGGUUAUGGAUCUGAAGCUGUGUUUGUCUUCGAUUUAUACUUCUUCACGUAAAGAUGAAGAAGGAAAAGAUUUCAGGUUUUACUUUGACUUUGAGCAUUUGAGAGAAUCAGCUUCCGUUUUGGAUCAAAACCAAUUCUGGUCAGAUUGGGGAAAAUGGCACAAGAAAGAUAAGCUUAGUUUGUACCUUAUUGAUGACAUCAAAGUUACACCAAUGCAGCUUGCUGAUAUUCAAAAUACAUUGAUAAUGAGGAAGUUUGGGGCUGUGGAGCCUGAUAACUAUUGGUACAGAGUUUGUGAGGGAGAAACAGAGUCAGUGAUUCAAAGGCCAUGGCACACGAUUUGGAAAUCGAGGAGAUUAAUGGAGAUAGUAUCGGCAAUUAGUGCCCGACUGAAUUGGGAUUUCGAUUCAGUUCAUGUAGUGAGAGGGGAGAAGGCAAGAAACACUGAGCUUUGGCCCAAUUUAGCUAAGGAUACUUCACCUGAAUCCCUGCUCUCUACACUCAAGGAUAAGAUCGAUGCUGGCCGAAACCUCUACAUCGCUACUAAUGAGCCAGAUACUUCAUUCUUCAAUCCUUUGAACGAUAGGUACACAACCCAUUUUCUCAAUGACUAUAGUGAUCUUUGGAAUGAGAACAGUGAGUGGUAUAAAGAGACCAAGGAGCUCAACUAUGGAGUGCCUGUGGCUUUUGAUGGCUAUAUGAGAGGGGAGGUUGACACUGAGGUGUUCUUGAGGGGGAAGAAACAGAUCGAGACGUUCAACGAACUUACUCGAGACUGUAAGGAUGGGAUCAACACAUGCUCUUCUUGAUGGGUACUCUCUCCCUCUCUCAUGCAUGUUCUGGUCAUUGCUUCUGUUAUGUUUGUCAGAUUAACUGAGGUGAUUUCUUAGGCUUUCGGAUUUGUUGUUUAGGAGAAUGAUCUAUGUACUGCUUGUAUUUGGGUGCCAUCAAAUUGAGUAUUGUAGGUUUGAUAGCCAUGUAAUAUCUCUCUUUUUCCUUUCUUUCAAUUGUUAGUGUUCUGAGAUCUCUUAUUUGUUAGCAAACUUCAUUAGACCUGCCAUUUUCCCACUUUAGAAGCUCUGUUUGAUACUUGUUACUUUAUUUCCUUCAUCUUAUUCCAUCAUUGUCUCA